AAGUCCCACCCUCAUCAAUAUUGAGGGUCAGAAAUCCAGCAAUGUCAAACUCAGUGACCUGGUUUGCAUGACCAAGGACGAAUCCGCACGACACGAGAAGGAGAUCCUGAAGGGCGACAAAGCACUAGCAGAUAUAUACGACCAAGAGACGAUAGACAAGGUAGAAGGGCUACUCAAAGAAGCGGCCAAGUAUGAGAAAUAUAGAUGAUGGGUGUUAGCAUUCUUGGCCAGCCUGCAUUCUGGCCUUUUUUUCUCUUCCCUUCCUUUUUUUUUUUUUGUCUUUUGUGGAGCAUUGAGUUGGCAUUUAGACAAUCACAUACGUCAAUGAAUACCUUACAAGACGCCAUACGAGAUGCCCAUUGGUUUUCGUCGACAGAAUUGAUUCUUAAUCAACCUGUUCGUGGCAUAACCUUAUUUUCUAUGGCGCUUGGACACAAUUAUCUGGAGAUGAGAACUGCUAACCCAGAGAUUCAAUGCCGCGUAGUCACCAAGACUUUCACAUCCGAAAAAGGGGUAACUAGGCCAUCACUUGAUUGGUGGUUGUCCACAAGCAACAAUGCUACCUUCCUGGUUCAUCAUAGCAUUCCGCGGGGUGCAGUGGCUUACAUAAAGCGUAUUGUAAAUUGCCAAACGACCCAGGAGACUACCAUGCGGUUAGAGGUCUAGGCAGGAGCAUCGGGAUACAAGAGCACCAUCCUAAUUGAGCCAAUGACGAACUAUCGGCAGCCUAUUCCUCAAGAUCAUUCAUUGGGCCAAUAUGGCAAACAAGCGAUGGAGUGCAACCAAGCUCUGGCAAAUUUGACGCCUGAGCUUAUCUACUAAGUGAGGUGGUACUAAUGUAAGAAAGUCUAAGUUUCCCUGCGAAAAGGUUUUGGGUUUGCUGGGGCGUCUUCUAUACUUAUAGUAGAAGCCCU
This is a messenger RNA of Truncatella angustata, 914 nucleotides long. RefSeq lists its product as uncharacterized. The record is from RefSeq and is a predicted model, not a curated record. Lineage: Eukaryota; Fungi; Ascomycota; Sordariomycetes; Amphisphaeriales; Sporocadaceae. The transcript has a single exon. Bases 205 to 666 code for a protein of 153 amino acids.